AUGCCUCAGCCCACCAACUUUGCGCCCUUCUCGAGCUACUCGUCUCAUCAACAGCAGCAACAGCACCCGCAGCACCCGCAGCACCCUCAGCACCAGCAACAGCAGGCUCAGCAACAACAAGCUCAGCAGCAACAGCAGCACCAACAGCAGCAGGGCCCGCCGCAGCAAGAGUCGUCGCGCGACAACCACACCCACAACCAGACGCUGCCUCCUCUGCACACUCAAGCCGCCAACUUUGGUCAGCUGCCCUCCUUGUACAACGCCUCUGGUAGCCACCCUCAGACCCCCACCAGCGUCCACACGCCUACCACUUCAUCAAUGGGAGCGAACGGUCUGCACGCCUUUUCGCAGCAGCAACAGCAGCACCAAUCGUCGCCGGCGACCACUGGUUCCAUGCUUCCUCCCUCGUCUACAUACAUCCCUUACUCGACAUCGCAAUCUACCCUGCCCCCGGCUUCUACUGCUACGAGUGCUGCCCAGACUCCAGCCCAGGCUCGUCUUCCAGACCUGCGCCCACUUCAGCCUCAGGCUUCGUACAAUGCCGUGUCUACGCUGCCUAGCUUCGGCGCAUCCGGACUUGUGGGCGCCCAGCCAUACAUGCAGAACCACGAGUCAGAACCUACUCAUGUCGUGGGAUCGCAAGGAAGACGUGGCAUCUUGCCCAGUGCACCUGGUCGUGCUGCCGCUCCUACACCCGGUACCGCUGCUGCUGCCACAAGCAAGUCAAUGAUCCCAGCAAAGGAUGCAGAUGGAAAAUUCCCCUGCCCACACUGCAACAAGACAUAUCUCCAUGCCAAACACUUGAAGAGACAUUUAUUGCGCCACCGACCCUACAUGUGCCACCUCUGCAAGGACACAUUCUCACGCAGCGACAUUCUCAAGCGCCAUUUCCAGAAAUGCUCAAUUCGUCGUGGAAAUCCUACAGGCGCAAACCAUCUCGCUCAUCAGCGCAGAAACACCAAUGGUUCUAACCGCAUGUCCAUCAGCAGCACCGAGCCCAUAGCCCUCGCAGGUCUCGCUGAAGCUGCAGGUGUCCCUUAUGCUAACGGAGCCGCCCUGAGUGGUGUUACCAACAGUCCUACCGUUAAUGGAGAAAACUCUUCAUAUGCAUCGAGUGUGGCCUCAAUGUCUAACCGCUCCUCUCGUGCUAACAGCUUGAUCCACCCUGGUGCUAUGACCGCCGAUGGUAGAAGCAGCCUUGCAGGUAUGUAUCCAUGUGGUAAGCCGAACCGUGAGCAAUACUCAAUCGCUUCUGCAGGUUACCCCAAUGGCGUUCCCUACAGCGGCAUGCGCCCUCACUCGGCCUCGAACCCUAUGCCGCCAAGCUAUAGUUUCCAGAUGGCCAACGGUGGCCAGUUCUACCCUUCGAGCGUCAAGACCGAAGAGCAGCCACCAAGCGGCUACACUCAUCAGCCCCCCCCGAUGAGCGAAAACCGCCAACCCAACGGCGUCCCUGACUGGUCCAUGUUCGCACCUCAACAUGCUCACGAUGGCUUCAUGACACAGUCUCAUCCCAGCCAGCCGCAAAUGCCUGUCAAGACCGAGACCGGUAUGGAGGGUCACAGCUACAACUCGUCGAACGAGCACAGCAACGAGCAGCAGUUCUUUGGUGGACUCUACUCACAUCCGUCGGGCUUCGGCGAAGAUUCAGGUGCGCACCACCUGUCUGGUUUUCCAAACUGGAAUAUGGAUCUCGUGCAAAGCGAUCCAUUGCAGGCCAAGGCCAAUGCAUUGCUGACGUACGUACUUUCAAACAGAACAUCCUCAAGCGAUGACGCUUGCGACGAGAUGAGAAAGUGCUUGACUGUCGAAAACAUCAAGCACUUCAUCGAGAAAUUCACCAGCUUCCAGGGUCACUGGCCGAUCAUCCACAUGCCUACUUUCGACAUCCUCAAAGCCAACGAUGGCCUCGUGCUGACCAUCAUCUGUAUCGGUGCCGUCUACUCCGAAAAGCGCGACCUGUAUCAAGUCCGAAGAAUGAUGGAGCUUGUCAAGGACGCUGUCAAGAACGCAUCCAGAGUCCACAACAUCAUUAGGGGUGUCAUCAAAGAAGACAAUUCACCUCUAGGCUCGAUCGAAUCUGACAUUGAAGAGCUUCAAGCUUUGUACAUGCUUAAGGUAUUGUUUUGCUGGCAUGGCACUCCAAGCCAACGUGCAGACGCCAGGAAGAACUUCAACAGCGUUGUCGAAAUUGCCCGACGAAUGGUUCUUUCUCCCGCAGCGCCUGGACAAGCCACCUACAGUGUCCUCCACCAGCCCGGUCCUAUAUCUCAAGACGCCCUUUUAACAUGGAAUUGGUCUUCCUGGAUUGCACAGGAAAGACGCAGCAGAGUCGCCUUUACUCUAUUCUUACUUGACGCCGCUCUUGUCAUGUACUUCAACAACGAGCCGAAAUUUGAUCCGUUUGAGUUCCGCAUACCACUCCCUUGUGAUGACGCUGCUUGGGAGGCUAGGACUGAGCAGGAAUGCCGUGAUGCGCUGGGUCUGAACGGCCCAUCCAAGCUAAUUCGCAACGUUUGCGGCAGUCAACGACCUCGCCAGCCUGAUAUGAGAAGCGCCAUGCGAGGUCUGAUGGAGCCCAACUAUACCUUCUCGUCGCGAUCCACCAACAUCUACUCCAAGUUCAUCCUCAUUCAUGCGCUUCUUGUUCAGAUCUGCAAACUCCAGAGGUCAAGCUUCUUGCAGAACAUUACGGGCCAGUUCGGCCAUGGUGCUACGGCGAGCGGUCCUGGUACUCCACUUGGGCAGAACGAUUGGAUUACUUCAGACGGUAACAGCAAUGCUGGCACUCCUGGUGACACGCCACAGGCCCAGAACGCGCAGAUCCAACCUGUCCUCAAAUCCAUUCAGCUCGCCAUGAGCAAGUGGAAGUCGAUCUGGGAUAUGGACAUAGCUAUUCAAUACCCACAAAACGGUAUCGGCUACCGUCGUUUCGGCUUCUCCAGGGACGGAAUUCACUUUUUCUACCUCGGUCAAUCGUUGUUGCGCUCGACAAAGGCAUCAGAGUGGACGGCACCACCAGAUCUUCGCUUUUUGCAGAUCAUGGGUCUACUGAAGAAGAUCAAGGGCUUUGUCUCAAAUGAAAACACCCAGGGCGGUCUGGAUACUGGCUCUGUCGGCGAUAUUGAUGAUACUUAUGGAGUCGGGGACCUUACACUUGACAUGAAAUUGCUGUUUAAGCCCAUGGGAGAGGCAGACAGCCCGAUAGCAGGUGUUCGAACGGAUACGAUACGAUGA
This is a messenger RNA of Aureobasidium vineae, 3237 nucleotides long. Lineage: Eukaryota; Fungi; Ascomycota; Dothideomycetes; Dothideales; Saccotheciaceae. The record is from the annotation of a GenBank genome assembly.